AUGUCUUACGCUAAAAUCCUUAGCGUUCUUGCCGGUGUACCCUUUGUGGAUGAACUCUUUCAAGAUUUAAACUGUACUGUAACUUGGAAGAAGGAAGAAGGCUCCUUUAUUCAUAAUGCACCUACCCCCGUUGCUGUCGUAUCUGGUCCCGCUGACGAGCUAAUCCAUGGGGAGCGUUUGGCCUCUAUUAUUUUAUUGAAGAAGAUCUUAGGCGAAACCUCUUGGAAAGGUGAUCUUCUUGGCCCCCGAAAGUUAACUCCUGGGUUCAGUCUUGUUGAAGAAUAUGCUCUUAUGGUUGUUGGCGUGGCUAGCUGCAAAACCGUUUCGAGUGUUAUUCUAAGGCAGCCUCACGUCCUUGCCUCGGGUUCUGCUAUCGAAUCUGUGCGUGACAAGGUGGAUUCUUCUGUCAGAGUUCAGGUCCAAUGUAAUGACAUUGCUGAAGCUAAGUCUGCUUCCCAAGCUGGAGCUGAUAUUAUACUUUAUGAAAAUAUCCUUCCAAAGUUGAAAGCUUCAUUUUCCAAAGUUCUUGUCGAAAUAAACGGCCCAUUUGAUGAAUCGAAUAUUCGCCCUUUUGCCAUUUCUAGUGUAAACUAUAUUUCAAGUGAGAAGCUCAGCAAUGGCUAUGCGCCCAUUGAGUUUCAGGUAAAAUAUGAAAAACGUCCCAUGGAAGAAGGCGAUAAGCACAGUGAGUUGCUUUUAUCCUUAUCAAGUUUCGUUUAA
This is a messenger RNA of Protopolystoma xenopodis, 720 nucleotides long. NCBI's taxonomy places the organism in Eukaryota, Metazoa, Platyhelminthes, Monogenea, Polystomatidea, Polystomatidae. The record is from the annotation of a GenBank genome assembly.